Messenger RNA from Heterobasidion irregulare TC 32-1, 546 nucleotides. RefSeq lists its product as uncharacterized. Lineage: Eukaryota; Fungi; Basidiomycota; Agaricomycetes; Russulales; Bondarzewiaceae. The coding region runs from base 1 to 546 and encodes 181 amino acids. The record is from RefSeq and is a predicted model, not a curated record. The transcript has 5 exons.
AUGGGAAACUUCCCUGCUCUGCCGGGAUUAUACAAGAUAUUAUUUCUUUACCUGGAGCCAGCGUCUACCAUCACUCCAGCCUUUUUAACUUGGUUUUACCCCGGAGCAGCUUGGUUUCAUCACCAACUCAUUCCUUCAUCCGACCCUUUUCCGAAAAUCUUAGAAUCACGAACCGCCAUGCUUGUCUGGCAGCUCGGUAACUGUUAUCUACUUCUAGGAUUACUCUCCUCACUCGUCUUCAGAGCGGUGCGAGACACAUUGCCCGGAAAUCCAACGGCACAGGAGAGAAUUCUCGGAGCCAGCCUUCUCGCCAUGGCCAUCGCAGAUGUUUUUCUGACUAUCAUCAUCUUCAGCAUCGCUGCAACUGUCAUCGGCCUUCCCUCCGCCGUAAGAUAUACCCCUUACACAUGGAAUGCUACGACACAUGGAAAUAUCAGCUUUGUGGUGGUGCUUCUGAUGUUCAGAAUUGCUUGGUUCUUGGGCAUAGGCCGCCAGACUUAUUACUUUGGGAAGCCGAAGAACACGAACAUCCAGAAGAAUCUGUAA